AUGCACAAGCCGCCUGCUGAGGACGUAUGGUGGUCAGAGACCCACCAGAGACCCACCAGAGACCCACCAGAGACACACCAGAGACCCACCAGAGACCCACCAGAGACCUACCAGAGACCCACCAGAGAUACACCAGAGACCCACCAGAGACCCACCAGAGACACCAGAGACCCACCAGAGACCUACCAGAGACCCACCAGAGACCCACCAGAGACCACCAGAGACCUACCAGAGACCUACCAGAGACCCACCAGAGACCCACAAGAGACCCACCAGAGACCUACCAGAGACCCACCAGAGACCCACCAGAGACCCACCAGAGACCACCAGAGACCUACCAGAGACCUACCAGAGACCCACCAGAGACCCACAAGAGACCCACCAGAGACCUACCAGAGACCCACCAGAGACCCACCAGAGACCUACCAGAGACCCACCAGAGAACCACCAGAGACCUACCAGAGACCUACCAGAGACCCACCAGAGACCUACCAGAGAUACACCAGAGACCCACCAGAGACCUACCAGAGACCCACCAGAGACCUACCAGAGACCCACCAGAGACCUACCAGAGAUACACCAGAGACCCACCAGAGACCUACCAGAGACCCACCAGAGACCUACCAGAGACCUACCAGAGACCCCCCAGAGAUACACCAGAGACCUACCAGAGACCCACCCGAGACCCACCAGAGACCUACCAAAGAAGCAAAUCAUGUCUUGAAUGGCAAACUCCACUGGCCAGCUGGCCGUAGGAAUUAG
Messenger RNA from Oncorhynchus nerka (sockeye salmon), 762 nucleotides. RefSeq lists its product as uncharacterized. NCBI's taxonomy places the organism in Eukaryota, Metazoa, Chordata, Actinopteri, Salmoniformes, Salmonidae. The record is from RefSeq and is a predicted model, not a curated record. The coding region runs from base 1 to 762 and encodes 253 amino acids. The transcript has a single exon.